Messenger RNA from Rotaria sordida, 1002 nucleotides. The record is from the annotation of a GenBank genome assembly. NCBI's taxonomy places the organism in Eukaryota, Metazoa, Rotifera, Eurotatoria, Philodinida, Philodinidae.
AUGAGUGUUUAUCCAUCAACAGAAUCAAAUUGGAAUUCAACAAAAAAACAUACACUUUCAUCAAAUGGAGAAUAUUCAUCUCCAACAAAACGUUCACGUCCAUCAUUAUCGCAACGUUUAGGUCUUGUCGAUGAUUCGGAUCUAUCUGAUGAUGAACCUUAUAGUCCAACAGAUAAUAAUUCAUUUGAAACACAACAAAGAAUUAUACGACAACCACAAGCAUCACUUAGAGAAUCAACAUUAAUAUCAAGUGGACAACCUUCAAAAGCUAUUUUAGAAUUACUUAAAGAUGAUGAAGAUGAUGAUGAAGAAGAAGAAGAAGAAGAAGAAGAAGAAGAAGAAGCUUAUAGUCCAUCACAAUUAGAUCCAGCUACUAUGGAUGAAGUUAGUCAUCAAUUAAAAGGAUUAAAUGAACCAUUAAAUUCAAUAUCUACUCCUGUUUCUCAACCAGCUAAUUAUGUUCCACCAACUUCUUCAAAUAUCCAUCAACAAGAUAUGGAUUAUCGCGAAAAAAAGAAAUCGAAUGAUAAUAUAAUAAAACAUGAAUUAAAUCAAAAUAAUUGUCGUAUUAUUCCAAUACAUGGUGAAUGUACAGGUGUUGAUCCUCGUCUUCGUAUUCAUUCAGCACGUCUUCGUUCAAAAGUUCGUCAAUUAGUUUUAGAACGUCUUUCAACAAAUGAUUUAAUUGAUCGUAAUGAAAUACUUGAAGAACUUGAUCAUCUUGUUGAAUCACAUGGAAGAAGACUUUAUUGGUAUCGUGUUAUUUGUUUUUUACAAAAUAUAUCUCUUACAAAUAAUACACCUAAACAAAUACAUUAUUAUUUAAAAGAAGUUUCGAAAUUACUUGUUUUAACACCAACUAUUUCAAAAGUAUUAAAAAUAAAACAAAAAUAUCCGAAAAUAAUACCAACUAAUGGAACAGAAAUACAAACAAUUCAUGAUCCAAGAUCAAAAACAUUUACAAUGAAUAAUAUUCAACUGAAACCUCUUCGAUACAAAUGA